AUGAACCUCCGAGAAGAACAUCCACCCAGGUCCAGGCUGCGGGUGGUCCCCCCAGUCUCCUCCCGGACCCUGCAGCACCCCUCCCUCCUGCCCCUGUACCUGGCCGCUGGGCUCGCUCGACAUCAUGGAGGCUGGGACAACCCCACAGGUGAGUCCACAUCCGUGCGACAGCUUCACGCAGCCGCGCAACAUCUGUCUCACUCCGGCGUCUCCUCCCCAGUCCACGCCAUCACCCCCGACGAGUUCUACUACACUGACCCCACCGGGAGCUGUGGGACGAGGAUCCCCAACAUGCUGACUGAUUUUGGGUUUUACGAUUGUUUCCAGCUCAACACUCCACCGCCCUUGAUGUCCUCCUGCGUGAACCCAUCGAACCGCCCAGACCCAUUUAGUCUCGGGCCUCACCCCACUAGAGAACUGGGCCGCCUGGAUUGGAACAUGAACCCCAUCCGUUUACCAGUGAAGACCAGCCAGGCCAUUAUCCAGCUCACCCCGGAGGAGGACCAGGCGGUCACUCACCUCCUCAAACUGCGCUACCAGGAGUUUGGACCAGAUGAUGAGACCCCCACUAAGGAAGUGUACCAGCCCUCCUCCAGGGACGGGAAACAUCAAAGUCAGGAGGAUUUGGGGAAUAAGCCGCAGGCGGGAAUACAUUGGUCGGAAACGGAGCUUGAAGCGGCUGAAACCCUUCUGAAUUUCUAUAGCUGGACUAAACAAUCAGGGCUCAGUGCCUCCAGAAAUCAUCCGCCACACCAGGAUAUGGAUUUGGCGUUAGGCACCGAAACCUAACCAGGAUACGAGAGUUUAACUGCCUUAAGAGCAUUCUUAUCAAAAUGUCACUGGUUUCAAACCUGAGGAUUUCAUUGUCCCUGGGUGUCUCACAUUUUUUCUUACAGCAUAUCUUUUAUUUAGUAAACAAGUCAAGCAUUUUUUUUUUGCUCCUUGCCGUUU
Molecule: messenger RNA, 951 nt
Organism: Platichthys flesus (European flounder)
Lineage: Eukaryota; Metazoa; Chordata; Actinopteri; Pleuronectiformes; Pleuronectidae
Exons: 3
Coding region: 1-789 (262 amino acids)
Biological process (GO): regulation of DNA-templated transcription
Cellular component (GO): nucleus; cytoplasm
Source: RefSeq, a predicted model, not a curated record